This is a messenger RNA of Lontra canadensis (Northern American river otter), 4115 nucleotides long. RefSeq names its product FLVCR heme transporter 1 (gene FLVCR1). Lineage: Eukaryota; Metazoa; Chordata; Mammalia; Carnivora; Mustelidae. Gene Ontology annotation, biological process: mitochondrial transport; erythrocyte differentiation; heme export. Gene Ontology annotation, cellular component: mitochondrion; membrane. The transcript has 10 exons. The record is from RefSeq and is a predicted model, not a curated record. The coding region runs from base 222 to 1877 and encodes 551 amino acids. Gene Ontology annotation, molecular function: heme binding; heme transmembrane transporter activity.
UGACCGCAGGCCUGGAGGCGCGCGAGGACAGCUAUUUCGCCCGCGGCCUCCGGUAGCGCCGGCUGGGUUUCGCGGGUCGCACCCAGGCUCACCCGGCCAGGGAAAGGGUUGCAUGAGCGGUGGUCCAAAGGGUUGGGGUUGGGGUGCUGGGAGGGCCUCGGGUCCUGGGCGGGGGGUGCGGGGAGGGGGAGGAGGGCCGCGGCGCGGGGGAGCGCAGGGACAUGGCACAGCUGGACGAUGAGGAGGGGGGAGCGGUGGCACCCGGGCACCCGCCCGCGAAUGGAUACCUCCUGGUCCCGGGGGGCGAGCUCCCCGGAAAGCUAAGCGCCGAGCCGCAGAACGGGCUCAAAGCCGGCUGCCUGACCCUGAAUGGAGUGUCUCGGGACAGCCUCGCGGCCGCCGCUCAAACCCUCAGCAGGCCUCAGACUCCGCUGGCUCCAGAGGAGGAGACCCAGACACGGCUGCUGCCCACGGGCCCCGGGGCCGAGGGCUCCCGGGUGCCCCAGACGGCGCUCUCUGCGCGGCGCUUUGUGGUGCUGCUGAUCUUCAGCCUGUACUCGCUGGUGAACGCCUUUCAGUGGAUCCAGUACAGCAUCAUCAGCAAUGUCUUUGAGGGCUUCUAUGGCGUCUCCUCCCUGCACAUCGACUGGCUGUCCAUGGUGUACAUGCUGGCCUACGUGCCCCUCAUCUUUCCGGCCACGUGGCUGCUGGACACCAGAGGCCUGCGGCUCACCGCCCUGCUGGGCUCCGGCCUCAACUGCCUGGGCGCCUGGAUCAAGUGCGCCAGUGUCCAGCAGCAUCUCUUCUGGGUCACCAUGCUGGGCCAGUGCCUCUGCUCCGUGGCCCAGGUGUUCAUCCUCGGCUUGCCCUCCCGCAUCGCCUCGGUGUGGUUUGGGCCCAAGGAGGUAUCCACAGCUUGUGCCACCGCCGUGCUGGGCAAUCAGCUUGGAACUGCUGUUGGCUUUUUGCUACCACCAGUUUUAGUGCCCAACACACAGAAUGACACAGAUCUGCUGGCUUGUAAUAUCAGUACCAUGUUUUAUGGGACAUCAUCCAUCGCCACGUUUUUAUGUCUUUUAACAGUAAUUGCAUUCAAAGAAAAACCUCAGUAUCCACCAAGCCAGGCACAAGCAGUUCUUCAAAAAAGCCCUUGUGCUGAGUACUCCUAUAAGGAAUCAAUAAGGAACCUAUUUAAAAACAUUCCUUUUGUCCUUCUGUUGAUCACUUACGGUAUCAUAACUGGAGCAUUUUACUCAGUCUCAACAUUAUUAAAUCAAAUGAUACUGACAUAUUAUAAGGGAGAAGAAAUCAAUGCUGGAAGGAUUGGGCUAACAUUGGUAGUGGCCGGAAUGGUGGGCUCUAUUCUUUGUGGCUUGUGGCUAGAUCAUACCAAAACAUACAAACAGACUACUCUGAUAGUUUACAUUUUGUCUUUUUUGGGAAUGGUUGUAUUUACUUUCACAUUGGACCUUGGAUACAUUAUCGUCGUGUUUGUUACUGGAGGGAUACUCGGUUUCUUCAUGACCGGUUACCUCCCAUUGGGUUUUGAAUUUGCUGUUGAAAUCACUUACCCUGAAUCUGAAGGUACUUCCUCUGGUCUUCUUAAUGCUUCGGCCCAGAUAUUUGGAAUUUUGUUCACAUUGGCUCAAGGAAAGCUCACAUCAGACUAUGGUCCUAAGGCAGGGAACAUUUUCCUUUGUAUUUGGAUGUUUCUAGGCAUCCUUUUAACAGCAUUAAUCAAGUCUGAUCUCAAAAGACACAACAUAAACAUAGGAAUUACGAACGGUGAUAUUAAAGCUGUACCAGUUGAAGAUAGUCCCACAGAUCAAGAAUCCAAAACCAUGAUGAUGUCCAAGCAGUCAGAAUCGGCAAUUUGAGGCAAAGGAAAAAGUUAACAUCAUGUGAUAGUUGAGCAGUAAGUCUCGAUUUAUAUGUGACAGGAGGUGGAUACUUACUUGAAAAUUAUUAUGUGACCCUGGACUACAAUUACUGUCUUGCUUCAUUGUUAACGUAAAGCAAGAUUUUACUUAAAAUACUUGGGCUCGCCGCCUGUGAACACUACUGUUGAUGUACCGAGCAUCCCACUGUUAAUCUCCUGUCGCUGAUCAGAAAGUAAGCUUCUUGAUGUGUAUUUUCUGAAGGUGUUUUCUUUUUUACGGAAAAUGGAAGGUCAGAGGCUUUCUAAAAUGUUAAUGUGGAGGUCUGGUUCUUUUAAGUCACAUAGAAGUACAUGCCAUGCAGAACCCUGUGUACAUUAUAUUACUCACUGGCUCCCUUUCCAUUAUUCUGACCAACUGUCCAGUCCACGUCAGUGGGCCUACCAACAUGGCACCUCUGAGCCCUCACAGGACAGCACUGGGACGAGACUUCCACAGAAACCUCUAGGAUUUUUCCAGUUUCCUCUGUUCUUGUUAAACAAUGCUUUGUAACAUGUACUGUCAGUGGCCAUCAAAACUGUUCUGUGUUCACGCUGAACCCACGACCUUGGUCUUAGAUUCGUGUUCUAAUUAAGCUAAGGAGCCCAGACACAGGCUCAUUAUCUUGAGUUCUCUGCACUGCCUUCCUGUCAUGGUCUAAAUGCUAAUACUGUUCUUUUCACUCCUACUUGAAAUAAGAGUAAUUUUGUACCCACUACCUUGUUCACUCUCUUUUUUUCAACACAGGCAUACCUCGGGGAUACUGCAGGGUCAGCUCCAGACCAUUCAGAAUAAAGCAAAUAUCACCAUAAGUGAUUGAGAUCAAUCCUUUGGUUUCCCAGUCCUUAUAGAAGUCAUGUUUAUACUAUUCUAUAGUCCAUUAAGUGUGCAGAGGACUGAAAGAACAAUGUAGAGACCUUAAAUGAAAAAAGACCUCUUGCCAAAAAAUGCUAACCCUCAUCUGAGCUCUCCGCAAAUCAUAACCGCCGAUCCCAGAUUACCAUACUAAAUAGAGUAAUAAUGAUAAACUUUGAAAUAUUGCAAGAAUUUCCAAAAUGUGACCCAGACACACGAACAAGCAAAUGCUGUUGGAAAAAUGGCACCAAUGAACUUGCUCGAUGCAGGGUUGCCACAAACCUCCAAUUUGUUUAAAAACAAACAACAACAACAAAAAACCACAGUAUCUAUGAAGGGCAGGAAAUGAAAGCACAAAAAACGAGGUAUGCCUGUGUAUAACUUUCUAGCAGGAAAUGCCAUCGUAUGUGUUGUUGGCUUUUUCAUGAUUUCUCGCAUCGUGCCUAAUACUUUGGCUUGAAGGUUGCAGAGAUAAAUCUAUGGUAACGUAGCCCAGGGGUUCUCAUUUGGUGGAGACCUCUGGAAAUGCUGUCUUCAUGCUGCACUAUCGUGUGUAUGCCUGUUCUCCUUCGAGGAACACUGUGCCCGGGUACGUGCUCUCUCCGUGGGCGGGGGAGUGUAUUUUCUUCACCAGAGUGUACGUAGUCUCCACACUGUCGGAAAAAAGUCUGCUCUGUUACAUGCUCAGGGUAAAGAAAAUAGGACCAAACGUGUUUCUACAGUGCCUACCACUGUGUUUUGUUUACAGUGAGAAUUUAAAUGUUGUUCCUGUCCUGACUCUUUUAAGCUGAUAGGAAAAUAUCUUUACAAUAAUGACAUCUAAGCAGCCAUGAUACUCACAUUAUGUCCACAUCAACCAAAAAAAAGGCCAGUUAGGUAUACCCUUGAAUACUCCUGCUAAUUAGCAAUUAGCAAUUAAUUUGCUAAUUAGCAAUUCUGAUUUGGGCACGCUCUGUGCAUUGCUUUAUACUGAAAUGAUAACAUUCUCUGUAAUCAAACGACAGUAAAUUAUGUAGACUUUUACCCCGGAGAAUAUGUCACCAGGAGAACGUAGCUAGGAAUCAGGAGCUCUGGGUCUGUGACCUGGGUCUGUUUCGAGCUCUCCCUGUCACUCCCUGGCCAGCAUUUUCCUCAUCCAUAAAAUGAAUGAAUGUGUCCACUUUGGCCUCAGAGAUCUUUUUUGAAUCUUAAAUACCAUCUGUCAUGGGGUUGACCAGAUCACUGAACCACAGAACUUGGGUCUAGUGAGAGAAGAAUCUUCCCCUGGAGAAUCCAGUCAGCAGCUGUGGUGGAUACUUGGUGGAUAUGGGGAAUUUAGCGUCUGCGUUUUGCUUUUUCUCUUCA